Molecule: messenger RNA, 1829 nt
Organism: Anoplopoma fimbria (sablefish)
Lineage: Eukaryota; Metazoa; Chordata; Actinopteri; Perciformes; Anoplopomatidae
Gene: meiob
Product: meiosis specific with OB-fold
Exons: 13
Coding region: 147-1724 (525 amino acids)
Biological process (GO): resolution of meiotic recombination intermediates
Molecular function (GO): single-stranded DNA 3'-5' DNA exonuclease activity; single-stranded DNA binding
Source: RefSeq, a predicted model, not a curated record
CAUCUAUGUGUGACGUGCAACAGUUUUGCCGCGAUAAACGUAACAAACUGAGGAGAACAGACGCGGGUAAAAACAGAAAAUGUAUGAGAGUCUGUGAAUGCCACAAUAACUGGACUGUAAAGGGUUUUAAGUUAUGAAUAAGCAAAAUGGCUGCUCAGACCUACAUUGCCAUAUCUGAGCUUCACCCCAACUUCUCCCACCCGAGAGUGCUAGGCAUCAUUAUUGGGAAAACUGAUGUCAAAAGCUUUCCUGACAGAAAAAACAUUGGUGUGGACAGAUUCACUUUUAGCUUCACCAUUAAGGACUCACAUGACUUCUUCAUUAAUGGGACGGCCUGGGGAAACGAUGGAUACAUCAACGGGCUCUCCAACAGCUUCAACACUGGAGACUGUGUCAUCGUUGAAAACCCUUUAGUUACCAACAAAGACCCAGAGAAAGGGGACAGAUUCUGUCCCACAACACCAAGCCUCUACAGGCUGCUGGUGUCGGAGGCUCAUUCUCAGGUGUCUCUGUGUGAUGACAUCGGCACCAUUGAAAGGCUGCUGCCACUGCUACACCUGCCAGUGAAGGACUCCCGAGAUUUCUACUCUCUGGCAGACAUUGUGGCCAACGGGCAGAAGCUGGAUGGCACAGUGAUAAAUAUACUGGCUGCAGUGAAGUCGAUUGGAGAGCUGAAGCAGUUCACCACCUCAGACAGGCGCAGUGGCCAGAGGCUGGAGGUGAAGCUCUUUGAUGACUCUGUGUCUUCCUUCCCUCUCGUCUGCUGGGACAGAGAAGCCAUUCAGCUUGUGCAAACUCUGAUACCCAAGGAGACUGGUAGGAAACAGCGGCUGCUCAUUCUCAGCCACAAAACAAAUCUUUAUUUAACUUUUAUUCCUGCCUGUCACGUCCCAUUAACACACUGUACAGAAGAGAAACAUGGAGGUGUACAUCUGAGACGUUACUGUGUGUUUAUGUUUAAGAUAGCUUACUGUUGUUUUAACUUCUAUUCUUCAUUCAAAGUGCUCUUCAUAGCUGAUGCAAAGAUUAGCUUUGACAGCUUUCGCAGCGGCAUGACGGCAUCCGUCAACUCGAAAACCAUUAUCACCGUCAAUCCUGACACCAGAGAGGCCAGUCUGCUGUUCAGCUAUGCUAAAGAAGUAUCAGAGUCGGGUGCUCUGGAUCAAGAUGAGAAGCCAGAAGACAUGCCUGUGGACUCCAUCACUGACGUGUACACGGUGAGCCAGCUGAAGCAGAAGGCCCAGGAGAAUCCUGAGCCUUUCUUUGGCAUCACAUACAGCUUCAUCUCCAGGCUGGACCUCGACUCGUCUGUUUCAAAAGUCAUCAAGGCGCGGUGCUCCAGGUGUAAGUUUCAGGUGACUGAGGACGCACAGAGCUGCACCAACCUGCUGUGUCCAGGGAGGGAUCAGGCUCUUUUAGCCACCACAGGCUUCGACCUGCUGGUGGACUUUACAGACCACACCGGCACCCUGCAUGCCUGCAGCCUCCGGAGCCCAGUGGCAGAAAAGACACUUGGCUGUACGACCCAAGAGUUUACCAGUUUGACUGAUGAUGAGCGGACCGCCAUGAAGUGGAAAUUUCUUUUGGAGAGAUGCAAAAUAUAUGUGAAGAUACUCCCUUCCACCAAACUGAGGAGUGGGACCAGGGGGUUGGUCCUGGACUGCUCGGUGGCUGAUCCAGGAGAGGUGAAGCAGCACAUGUCUGCCCUGCUGCAGCGGCUGUGAUCACAACACACACACAAACAGAGCAGGAAGCAUGUUUGUUGCAAUUGGCUGCUUUACCUGCUGGUUCUUUUCUGAUUGAGAUGUUAACAAGGGCAGUAGUCAUGU